This is a messenger RNA of Mollisia scopiformis, 1477 nucleotides long. RefSeq lists its product as uncharacterized. Gene Ontology annotation, biological process: regulation of transcription by RNA polymerase II. Gene Ontology annotation, molecular function: DNA-binding transcription activator activity, RNA polymerase II-specific; zinc ion binding. The record is from RefSeq and is a predicted model, not a curated record. Bases 131 to 1387 code for a protein of 418 amino acids. Lineage: Eukaryota; Fungi; Ascomycota; Leotiomycetes; Helotiales; Mollisiaceae. The transcript is spliced from 3 exons.
UCUUAGCGUUAAGAUCGAAGUUAGAGAGAAUCUCACAAAACAUCUUUAAGGGCAACGAUAUUUGUAUUGCGUACCAAUAUAUUGCAGGAUCUCGAAGCUCUUGCUCUUGAAUUUUCGGGUGGAUGACACAAUGCCUGAACAGGCUGAUUCUCGCACUACGAGACCUGUAUACCUCGCAAGAAAGACAUAUAAGCGUCCCUACAGGAAAAGCACCACUGGUUGCAAAGCGUGCAAAAGUAGAAAAAUCAAAUGCGACGAAGUUCGACCAGCCUGUACCAAUUGUAGGAAACGAUUUAUUGAUCCUUCUUGUUGUCAAUACGUAUCGCCUGCCGUGCAAAAGAAAACGCCUCCACAAGACCCGGAUAUUUCGUCCAGCUCUUCGUCUUCGUUGACCUUGGACAGACUCGUGACCAACAGUCCAAUCGGCGUCAAACCUUCGUCUCUAUUGGAAUUGAGGUUAAUGCACCACUACACCCGAUCAACUUGCGGUCGUCAACCUCUUCAGUACAUGUGUUCACCUACAACAGCUGACUCCAUGUGGGAGGUAGACAUUCCAAAACUUGCAUUUUCUAAUGAGGUUGUCCUUUCAGCCAUGCUAGGUAUAGCAGCAUUUAAUCUUUUAUCCCUUAGCCCCAACGAUCGAGAGCUGGCAGUUGCUUCAAGAUACUACUUCAACCAGGCGAUUGUAAAGCAGCGCGAUGCUGUAAGUCGCAUUGACCGGCAGAACGCAGAACCUUUGCUGGUGUCAGCAGUCUUACUCGCUCACCAAAAUUGGUUAUACAGCUACAGUGAAGAAGCCCAGGUCCGAGGGGUUGAUCUGAGCACAUACAAGAUGUGUAGGGGAGCGAGUCUGUUGGCUGAAAAGGCUUCACCUUGGACUUCACAAUAUGAUUUCCUUAGCCAAAUUGUCUUGAAACUUAAAGAGGAAGGAACCGAAUCGGAGUAUGAUGCAGAAUUCAUGGCCAAAGUGCACGAAGACAUGGACACCCUUAUUCGAGCCCUGGACGACAGAGGAAUCAACACAGAAGGCAGACUCGUGUAUGAAGCAGUUGCGGCAGAUGUCAUCAACACUUGCUCGUUUUUUGCUUCCGGCCGUGCCGAAAAUAGUGCUCUGGAACAACAAAUAGUCACUGUUCUCCAUCGAGUUCCGCCGCCUUUCAUUUCGCUCCUAGAAAAUGACGAUCCAAUUGCCAUGGCACUGAUGGCAAGAAAUCUUGCUUUGCUUGGAGUUCUCAAAGACAACUCUGCCUGGUGGGUUCAUGGCGCAGGAAAGAACAAUGUGACGGAAACGGCCCUGAGAGCUAUCACUGUUCAAAUGCCCCCUGAAUAUAUGUGGACCAUGGACUUUCCCUAUAAGGUGUUUGCCAAAGAGGUUAAAGUACUCUGAAAUAAUGGCACAUUGGUGGGAGACGUCCAAAUCCAGUCAUCCUGUGCUUUACAUUGGUAUUCCACGCCAUAUUCUUCAGGCGAGGAUGGA